This is a messenger RNA of Pichia membranifaciens NRRL Y-2026, 561 nucleotides long. RefSeq lists its product as hypothetical. The record is from RefSeq and is a predicted model, not a curated record. Gene Ontology annotation, biological process: protein polyubiquitination; DNA repair; proteasome-mediated ubiquitin-dependent protein catabolic process. The transcript has a single exon. Gene Ontology annotation, molecular function: ubiquitin conjugating enzyme activity. Gene Ontology annotation, cellular component: HULC complex. NCBI's taxonomy places the organism in Eukaryota, Fungi, Ascomycota, Pichiomycetes, Pichiales, Pichiaceae. The coding region runs from base 1 to 561 and encodes 186 amino acids.
AUGUCCACCCCGGCACGCCGUCGCUUAAUGCGUGACUUCAAAAGAAUCCAGCAGGACUCUGCAUCCGCCUCGGGCGGGAUCUCUGCGUCGCCCUUGGCGGAUAACGUGAUGAUCUGGAACGCCAUCAUCAUCGGGCCGGAGGACACGCCGUUCGAGGACGGCACGUUCAGACUGUGUCUCACGUUCGACGAGCAGUACCCGAACAAGCCGCCAAACGUGAAGUUCACAAGCGAGAUCUUCCACCCAAACGUGUACGCCACGGGCGACCUCUGUCUCGACAUUCUCCAGAACAGGUGGAGCCCUACGUACGACGUGGCGAGUAUUCUCACAAGCAUCCAGAGCUUGCUCAACGACCCGAACAUCAACUCGCCGGCGAACGCGGAGGCAGCGAGCUUGUACAAAGACCACCGGAGCCAGUACGUCAAGCGGGUCAGACAGACGGUGGAGAAGAGCUGGACCGAGGAUUUGAAGGACAUCGACGACGCGGACGACGACGAGGAUGACGACGACGACGAGGAUGAUGAAGAGGAUGAAGAGGAUGACGAGGACGGCGACGAAUGA